CUCAAUCAUUCUCUCAGAUCCAACACUCUCUUUAACAGAUCUCUUACCCAAUACACUCUCUACAGAGCAAUCAACCACCAACUUUACCAUUCUCUAACACCCAAUCACCAAUCACACUUCUGAUUAGUUGAUCAAAAUGCGCACUGCCGCGACUUUCCUCUCGGCUGCAGCCCUUACCGGUCUCGCAGCCGCUUCUCCUGCUCCUCAGCAGCUUGACUUCGACCAGCUUGCUGCUGCUCCCACUGUCCAGACUGCUCCCGUUCUGAACGGUGUCUCCAACCAGACUGUCACCAUCAGCAGCGCCGCCAUAGCUCAGUCCAUCUCUGCUGCUGUCAGCACCCAGGCUACUGCAGUCUCAUCUGCUCCCGCUCAGGUUGUCAACAAGCGCAACCUUGACAAGCGUACUUCCGGCGUCUACAACUGGUGGAACUGCUUGUUCUGGGGCACUCAGUGCGGAAACGAUGCCCCUGCCACCACCUCCACCUCCAGUACUGUCAAGCCUACCAGCACCAGUACCAGCAGCACCAAGACCUCAUCUUCGGUCGCCGCCAGCGCUACUGCUUCUGCUGGCUCUUUCUGGUUGAAGGAUGCCAACAACAAGUAUCUCGGAUGCUCUUCCGGUAACGACGGUGUCGCCAGCUACGUCGCCAGCCAGGCUUCUGCUGUUGCAUUCACCAUUGACAGCAAGACUGGAUACCUUUACCAGGCCGGUGCUGCUCUCGCUGCCAACCGUGGUACCAGCGCCAACCCUGAGUGGACCUACUUCAGCACUUUCACCACUCAGUACAGCUUCAUCACCUGCUCGCAGAACACUGCUCAAACUUGGUUGGAGUGCAAGGCCAACGGUGUCUUCCAGCAAGCCAUGACCUGCAACAACGACGGCAAGCUUUACUUCGCUCCCACUAUCCCUGCUGCCUGCGCCUGGGUCCCUCUCUACUACGUUCCCUGUACUACCCCUUCUUCUUCCUCCUCUUCCCAGAUUGCAUCCACCAGCUCUUCUUCGGUUGUGAGAUCUAGCUCCAGCUUCGUUGCCAGCUCUAGCUCUGCUUCCAGCUCUAGCUCUGUCCUCAGCUCAAGCUCGUCCUCGGCUGCCGCUUCAUCUUCAUCCUCCGCUGCCAGCUCCACCUCUUCCGGCUCUGCCACUAUCAACACUGUCUCUGGCACCACCUCUUCCACCACUGCUUGCCCCACCACUCCUGAGGACGGUACUUACUGCGGUUUCAUCAACCCUGAGGACCCUUGCGCUCCUCAGCCCGAUGGUUACGGCCCAAAGGUCACCCCUGACACUGACGAUGCCUUCGUUUCUUACGCUCCUUUCCACAGCAUGGCCUCUGCCGCCCCUACUGUCGUCCCUAGCAACAACGGAGCCGGCAACGCUUACCAGCAGACCUUCAAGGACCUGAGCGGUUCAUCCAGCGCCAACUCUUACCUUGGUCUUUACACCUUGACUUCCUACAGCCCUGCCGACUGUGCUGCUCACUGCGACACCACCGCUCUUUGCACUGCCUUCAACAUCUACAUUGAGCGCGACCCCAGCCAGAACCCCACCAAGAACGACUCCACUGCUCCUACCGUCUGGGGAUACUGGUGCCCUCAACCCUCUAGCAUCACCAACUUCAAGUGCACCCUCUGGGGCAGCAACCUCGAUGCUUCUACUGCUACCAACCAGGGCGGAUACCGCGAAGACUUCCACGUUGUGAUCGCUGGUUCCAACGGAUACGAUGCUACCAACACCACUCUUCCUCCUCCCGUUGUUGACACCGUCGACAACUCGACCUCCACCGCUGUUGUUUCAUCCAUUCUCUCCACCGUCACCGCUGUUUCAAGCUCCAGCUCCAGCUCCAGCAUCUCCAGCUCGGCUUCGUCGGUUUCUGCCUCCGCUUCUUCUUCGGCCAUCAAGUCUUCCAGCACCUCAUCCUCAGCUGUUGCAACUCCCACUGCUACCACCCCCAAGGGACCUACCUGGUCCUCUCCCAAGACCUGCGGUGGCAAGGCCAUCAACGCUCCCAACUACUGGAUGGGCUCCAAGUUCUUCCCCGGCCCCUUCAACCCUCAGGUCUGCGCCGAUUACGCCUCGUACCAGCACGUCCUCAACAAGAAGUCUGCCAUCGCUGCCGGCCAGUCCUACUUCACCCCUUGCAACAGCUUCAACGCCUACUACCUCCACAAGAACGGUAUCCCUCACGGUACCUACUGUGCUCUGUACGAUGCUAGCAUCUCCACCAGCUACGCUACCUACACCGGUGGCUGGUCUGGCAGCAACAAGUACGACUGCAGACAGUCAUACCAGUACACUCGCCAGACUCUUGACCAGGGUCGUUGCUAAACGGCUUCAAGACAAUCAUUUCUUCACGAGGAGUUGCAAAACGAUAUAGAUAGCGCGCGCGCACAUUGGGAUUUCUUUUCUUUUUUUCUUUCGAUCUUUAGAGUCUGAUUUGAUGCCACGAUGCGAACCCAACACGAUCAGUCCUUACAUGUUCUGUAUUUACCAGCAAGGUGUUUUUGAUUUUCUUUUUCUUUUCUUUCACAUAGACAGUUUUUUACACAUCUCACAAAACCAAAUUUCCUACAAACAACAUUACUCUCUCUCAUCUGUUCUGUCUCAUCUCCUGUCUGACUCUAGAACAACCAGUGGCUUGCUGGACUGCCU
Aureobasidium subglaciale EXF-2481 is the source of this 2650-nucleotide messenger RNA. RefSeq lists its product as uncharacterized. The record is from RefSeq and is a predicted model, not a curated record. The transcript has a single exon. The coding region runs from base 137 to 2326 and encodes 729 amino acids. Lineage: Eukaryota; Fungi; Ascomycota; Dothideomycetes; Dothideales; Saccotheciaceae.